UUUUAAAACAGUCGCUCACUUUUGCCGCUAUCUGCGAAUCCACUUGGAUCCAGUUUGAUAAGAUAGUUCAGUGUCGGGAAACACACCUCGCACACCUGCGCAUUGAGCCGCCAUGAAGUGUCUCGUUCUCGUCAGCCUCGUGCUUAUUAUAGCAGAGUUCUCUGCUCUUGCCUGUGACUGUUCAGGAUGCCCCACAGGGGGCGUGUGUGUAGGUCCCAGUGGGACGUCGCAUAAGUUCUGCGUCUGCGUGGACGAUAAGAUCCUUGAAGGCAGAGCUGUUGCAGAGCACAUUGCAAAGCACCUUGGCCACAAGAAGGGCCACAAGUCCAAGCACCAUCCACGAAUGCCAGUCCAAGUCCGCAGGAAGAAGGUUAAGACCGCGAAGCUCCACAGGAAGAAGGUCAAGCCGUCCAGGCUCCACAGGAAGAAGGGAGCCAAGAAAGUAUAAACCACGUGACAUGGCUUAUCUCCAGUAAACUGAAGUGUCAAUGAAA
This is a messenger RNA of Haliotis rufescens (red abalone), 494 nucleotides long. RefSeq lists its product as uncharacterized. Bases 113 to 448 code for a protein of 111 amino acids. The transcript has 3 exons. The record is from RefSeq and is a predicted model, not a curated record. NCBI's taxonomy places the organism in Eukaryota, Metazoa, Mollusca, Gastropoda, Lepetellida, Haliotidae.